This is a messenger RNA of Hippopotamus amphibius kiboko, 1562 nucleotides long. RefSeq names its product intercellular adhesion molecule 2 (gene ICAM2). Gene Ontology annotation, cellular component: membrane. Gene Ontology annotation, molecular function: integrin binding. The record is from RefSeq and is a predicted model, not a curated record. NCBI's taxonomy places the organism in Eukaryota, Metazoa, Chordata, Mammalia, Artiodactyla, Hippopotamidae. The transcript has 5 exons. Bases 105 to 992 code for a protein of 295 amino acids. Gene Ontology annotation, biological process: cell-cell adhesion.
GCCUGACUACACUGGCUGAACCAGCACAGCCCCAGCACAAGUGGCGGCGGGAGGCUGGACCCCUGGCCGCCCUCCUUCCCCAUCACAGCCGCCUCCUUUGGCUGAUGACAGGCGGUCUUUGGCUGUUCCUUGCAAGCCCGUGGACGCCACUCAAGAUGUCCUCUUUUGGUGGCUGGGGACUGCUCGCAGCCUUUCUCGCCCUGUUCUGCUGCCCAGGGUCUGUUGAGGAGACGUUUGAGGUACACAUGUGGCCAGAGCAGCUGAUGGUGGCGUCUGGGGAGUCUGCGCUGAUUAACUGUAGCACCAGCUGUGCACAGCCGGACAAGGGGGGUCUGGAGACCCCCCUACACAAGACUCUCCUGGAGCAACAGGCUCAGUGGAAGCUGUUUGAGGUCUUCAACGUCUCCCAGGACACGCCUGUCAUUUGCUAUUUCAUCUGCUCCAGGGAGCAGAGGAGCAGGAGUGCCAACAUCAGCGUGUUCCAUCCUCCGAAGCUAGUGCUGCUGAAGCUGUGGCCCACUUUAGUGGCCACCGGGGGCUGGUUCACCAUCGAGUGCAGGGUGCCCGCUGUGGCACCCCUCGAAAGCCUCACUGUCACCCUGCUCCGUGGUAGCGAGGUUGUGUACAGUCAGACCUUUGUGGGGACAACACGUUCCCCCCAAGAGGCCACGGUCACCCGUAACACCACAGCUCGCAGGGAAGACGGCAGCCACAACUUCUCCUGCCGGGCCGAGAUGGACCUGAGCGCUCACGGCGGGGGCCUGGUUCACAGCCUCUCAGACCCCCAGGCCCUCGACGUCUAUGAGCCUGUGCAAGACAACCAGCUGGUAAUUGUCAUCACGGUCGUGUCAGCGCUGCUGCUCUUGUUUGUGACAUCCGUCCUGCUGUGCUUUGUCUUUGGCCAGAAGUGGCACCAGAGGCGGACAGGUACCUACAGGGUGGCAGAUGCUUGGAGGAGGCUGAGACGGGCCCACCGGGCACAGCCCGCGUGAGCGGCAUGGCCCCUGCACGGCAGCCCCUGGAGCUCACUGUGGUUCCUUGGGGUGGUGGUCCAGCCCUGGCUGACGGACCGUGACCAGCAGCAGAGGACUUUUGGGACAUUUCCUUUACUAGUCUGAAUACAAACACCUGGACUUAACCCUGUGCCUCAGCGUCUCCUCCUGGGAAAGGCCAGGGAGGGGAGCCACCAGGCCUGACUGGACUUCUGUCUCCAAAGGUCUCCUCAGCCUGCCUCCUCCGUCUCCUUCCCGGGGCCGUCCAGAGCCCCAGGAGGCCCAGGCCCUGGGGUGCCUCCAUGCCGACCAGCCCAGGCACCAGACACCCACCCUCCUCGGAGCCUGAGUGACGCACUCCUCCUGAGGGAGGGUGGGGAGAUGCACCCUGGCCCAGGGAGGCAGCGAGACCCUCUGUCCCCACGUGGCCCUCCGGGACUGCAGGCCCUCCCUGCCGGAACAGGGUGUGGCUCUGACCUCUCCUUUCUGCCAGCAGGGCCGGCUUCCAGGGGUAAGAGCUCUGCUCCGGGACCCUCCCGGCCAGGCCGCCCCCACUGCCCUGGGCUUGAG